This is a messenger RNA of Siniperca chuatsi (mandarin fish), 6005 nucleotides long. RefSeq names its product nibrin (gene nbn). The transcript has 17 exons. Gene Ontology annotation, molecular function: protein binding; damaged DNA binding. Gene Ontology annotation, biological process: telomere maintenance; mitotic G2 DNA damage checkpoint signaling; double-strand break repair via homologous recombination. Gene Ontology annotation, cellular component: nucleus; Mre11 complex. Lineage: Eukaryota; Metazoa; Chordata; Actinopteri; Centrarchiformes; Sinipercidae. The record is from RefSeq and is a predicted model, not a curated record. Bases 151 to 2676 code for a protein of 841 amino acids.
GCAGUAUUUGAACGUCACCAGGUGGCGCGCUGAGAGUGCCCGUCCACCCUGUUGAUAGUUUUUGUAAAUAGACUGGCUGUUUUAAUAUGUUGUCUUUGUCCUGAAUUGCGGGUGAUUUGAGUUUAUGAAAGAGCAACAAAAAGCAGUAAAAUGUGGAUACUGACACCCCUGCAGCCUGGAGGUGUGACCCACUAUCUCUUCUCCAGUAAAGAGUAUGUGGUGGGGCGCAAGAACUGUGACAUCCUCCUACCCAGCGACCAGUCCAUCAGCAGGGCUCAUGCUCACCUCACUGCUACUGACCAGACCCUGACUCUAAAAGACACCUCCAAGUAUGGUACAUUUGUCAACAGCCAGCGCUUGACAGAGAACACACCAGUCACCCUGAAGUCAGGGGACAAUGUUACAUUUGGGGUUUUUGACAGCAAAUUCAGUGUGGAACAUCAGAAGCCAGUGGUGUGUUCGUCGUGUUUGGGCAACGAUGGCAAGGCAUCACUCUCUGAGACCCUGUUGACUUUGGGUGGAAAGCUGGUCAACAGCUGGACUCAGGACUGCACCCACCUGGCCAUGCCCUCUGCUAAAGUCACCGUUAAGACUAUUUCUGCCCUGCUCUGCUGCCGUCCCAUCGUGAAGCCAGAGUUCUUCUCAGAGCUCAACAAAGCUGCUCAGCAAAAAUUACCCCCUCCUAAAGCUGAGAGUUUCAUCCCUGAGAUCGAUGAGCCCAGCUUGAAUAAAGAGGAUGUUAACUUUGGAGCGAUUCCAGUUCGCAAACAGCUUUUCACUGGAAAGACCUUCAUAUUCCUCAGUGCCAAACAGCUGAAGCGCCUGAGUGCAGCAGUGAGUUUUGGAGGUGGCAGGAGUCAGCUGCUGGAGGAGGGCUCUCUGCCCCGGGACCUGCUGGAGUCUCCACAGAGCUGUGUGGUCGAUGCUACAACAGGCAGCUCCCAAGCUCUGCUUCCUUUCUCUACCACAGAGUGGGCAAACUCUGUGAAGAACAUUGUUCAAAGAAAAGGCCUUCGAGUCAUCACAGAGUCUGAAAUUGGUUUGGCUGCCGUCUAUGCUUCCUGUAACAAGUUCUGCAAUCCAUCCAGUGUAAUAUCAGACUCAGUUUUAGGCUCAGUCCAAAACAUGAAACCCAGAAUUCCAAGUGCUUCGCUGUCACAGAGCGUGGCGGUGGAUGAGACUGUGUUACCUUCAACAUCCCAGAACAUCACAGCUUAUGCAGCUAACACAGAGCCAUCACAAGGGACAGAGCUAUGUAAAGUUACAGGGGUGACGGCAGUAGGGGAGACUCCUGAGAAGAAGCAAAACCAGAAUGCUGGUCAGCUCUGUGGAUCCAAACCCGUAGCUAAGAAGACAGCCACUCAGUGCAUUGUGGCUGAUACAAUGAGAUCAUUGUUUAACACUGUAGAGAACACAGACUCACAGAGGAAGAAGCCUGAGUCCAAACCGACAGGUGCAGGCAGCAGUGGCAUUAGGUCCCAGACAUCCCUUCCUAGGACCAAUGGUGGCACAAAGACAUUCCUACAGAAGCAAUCUCCUCCGAAACAACAAAUCUAUGCACAAGCUUCCCCACAGAAACAAUCAACUCUGACCAGUUUCUUUCAAACAGUCAACAAGAAAAGGCCUUUGGAGGACGAGCUCUUCGCUGUUAUGUCAGAGCCAAAAAGGCCUGUACUGGAAUCAUCCAUCAGCAUACAGGCACCAAACACCCCUGCAGCAACAUCCCAGACUCCACUGGGGUCAGCAGCUGAUCUUUUUGUAGGACAGUCAGAGGUUCAGUCAGACAGGGUCUCCCACGCUGUCCAGGAGGAGCCACGGAGCAGAAAGAGGAAGGAGAUGGAAGCAGAGAUACAGAUGGAUGAACUGGAGUCUAUUAUGUCUGAGGAUAUGGACUGCUUUGAUGAGCAGCCCUCAGAUAAUCAAGGCCAGCAAGCACAGCUAAUGAUGCACAGUUCAGCCAAACAGAAACAAGGUUUAAAAACUGUGGAGGCCUCAAGCAAGAAGCAACGGGUCCACGUAGAAGAAAAUGGAACCAACAAAAGGCCACAGGUGGAAAAAGAGGCAGGUUCCCAUAACAACCACAGCCAAAAAUCUGAACAGCACAUUGUCUCCAUCAAGACAGAGCAGGUCCAUCCUUUUGAAUACAGGACAACUUAUCAUGAGCCCAGCAAUCCUCCAGAAGUGUCAACUGCCAGUACAAGUAAAAACAUUGAGCCUUUUGAAGAUGACGAGGCAUCUUUCAUUGAGGAUUUAGAACUACUCAAAGCAGAUAUUUGCCAACCUAAAGAAGAGACCAAGACUCCUCUGAAACCUGUUACAGUCAAACAGGAGCUUCAAGAGUCAAAGAUUGAUGAAGACCUUCCUAAAAAGGUGGUGUUAGUGGAGUUUAGAUCUCUCACUGUGACUGCACCUCCCAAAACCAAACCAAAGAGGAUGCAGGAUAUCGGCUAUGCAAAGAACUUCAAAUGUUUCCGCAAGAUCUGCCGGCCAGGCGCAGGCGGCUCACCCCACAUUAUCGGAGGGUCUGAUCUGCUGGUUCACAACAGGGGCAAGAACUCUGAUCUGGAUGAAUGGCUGAAAGAUGCAGCUGAGGAGGAACGUCAGAGCAGACGAGACGAGAGUGUAGGAGAUGACCUCUUUAGAUACAACCCCACCAAACUAACCAGGAGAAGAUGAAAUGCCUUCAUUAUGAUGUCCUAUGGAGGGAAUUCAUUUCAAAGGCACAGGAAGUAUGUCAAACACCAGAAAGGACUCCAGAAAGAAUUUGAUAGAUAAUUCUUGAUAUGUUUUUCACGUAUAAUGUAGAUGAUUACAAUGCAGAAUUAACAGCUUCAUAACUGCUAAAAUGAUCAGAAAUGUUUGUCAGUGUUUUGUUUUGCUGAUCUUCCUGUUCUAUCCAUAAUUGUUUUCAUACUCUUCACUAAUUAAGCCACUGACAGCAAUCAAUGUAACAAAACAGUCUCAUGUUCAGAGAUUUUCGCAGUUUUUAUUUGUCAAUAAUAAAAAAAAAUGCGGCAUACAAAACAUUAAAAAGUCUUCAAUUGUACAAGAGAGCAUUAAAACUCUACAUGCUGAAAGCAGCAAUUCCUUCGCUUUGAAGUUAAGACCAAAUGUGUUCCCUGGUUUUUGCUGACGUACAAACUUAAGAGGGAUUCAAGUUGCCGUUCCUUAAACGAUCUCAGAUGAGCCAACCCUACAGGCACUUUUACAGAUCUGAAACUGUUCAGAUAAGUAGUCGUCAUGCCAAAACUUCAGUGGGCCUUUCUGUGCAUUCAGCAUGAAUUAUGCAGUAAUAAAAGUUUUUUUCAUGGGCAGCAGAGUGCCAAAAGGAAGGAGACUGAGCUUUAAACACAGUUCUUUUCUCUAUUGCAAUGGGAUUAUUUUUCUUAUUACUUUGUGAUAAAAGCAAAUUUUCUACUAUUACUACUACUAGCAAGUUUCUUUCUAAAAUCCAUACAAAUCUGUACUAAUAUGUAAACUAUGUGGAUGGACACAAAAUAAACCUGUCAUUGCUUUAUUAAGCAAGCAGAUUGCGCUUGGAGUUGACAGCAGUGGACAGUUGUGUCCAACCUGGAUGUAACAAGAUCAUAUUCUUAUCUUUAAGUAAAUUCAAAACAAUAAUAAGAGUUAUCUCCACUCUUGAGUCACCCAGUCUCCUCUGCAGUCCUUCAAUGUACUGGAUUAAAACUCUUCCCACGUCUGUUCUCAUAUAGCACUUUUCUAUCUUCUGCUCACAGCAGCUGCUGCUAGGCAAUGCUUCAUGCCUGCAUGCAUAUAUUUAAUAUUUAUAUCAAAACAAUACUCAGAAGUCUGUGAAAAAAGCAUCAAGGAAUAAUUCAGCUGAAAUUCAAUAUUUAACACAAGUAACAUUUUCACUAGUUAACUGUUAUAUGAUUACCAAAACUUAUACAGCAAUGUUUUAAACUACUUUGUUAGUGGAAAAAGUAAUGUGACUACAGUAACAUGUUACUUUGUAAUGCAUUACCCCCAACACUGACUGACUACCAUAUUGUAUUGAAGGGGGCAAAAGAAAAAUUUCCCUACACAAAGAUCAAAGUGUCACAUCACAAUAAACAAACCAUGAGCUGUGCGUGAGCGGCAUACAGACAAAAUAUGCAUAUGGCAUCACACUCUUGCAGACAGUGUUUAAAUGACUGAAAGGAAGGAAAAUAUAGUGGAAAUGAAGAAUAGAUUGCUACUUUCACUGCUCACAAUCUGUCUAAACUGGCAUUUAACAAAACAAUAUUGGCUGUUUACUGUGAAGCCGUAUUAAAAAAUGGAAGAAAAAUUUGGGCAGUAUGGGGGGGAAAACACAUUAAAUGUGCCUAGUUGGUGUAGUCUGACUUGGUAAUAGCUGUGUAGUGUUAAGUAAACAAAGUUGUGUACCAUGUUGACUACAGGGAUAGACAAUAAGUCAUUGACAUAUUGCCCAGUCAUGGACACAAGUUGAUUGAAUAGUUCCAAGAUGGAGCUUAGAUGUUAGCCUUCAUAAGGAUAGCCACAACAUGUUAAAAAAAUGGCAUAAUGUAAUUAUAAAACUAAAAGAGGAUGCUAAGAUUUAUUUUGCUAAAAAUCUAAAAAAUAAAUGAUUUGGAUGGUAUGAUUGUAAAAAUUGGUAUUCUGCAAGUGUGCUUUUUUUGUUUUGUCUUUUUCAAAGCCCUUUCUCUCCAUGUGUAUCUAUGAGUUUAGAUUCAGAUGAGCUGGCAGUGACUCUGGCCAAAAUGACAGGAACAUUUGCCCUAAUUGUUGUAAUUGUGGCGUCUAGAUAAAUGGAUUAUUAAGGCAAGAAUUGUAUUACUUUUUCACUAUAUUCUAGUUAUGAUGUAAUUGGCAGUUAUUAAAUUAAAGGACCAUACUGGUGUUUCUUGUUUUAUUUUAAUUACAUUUUACUGCUAAAGGACCUUCUCAAUGAACACCAUGCCCAUCGUAUUUUGUCUAAAUAUAUCAUUUUGGAGUAACAGUUUAAAGCAUGGGUUAAUUAGUUUGAAAGUUAGCUGUCAAAUGGCAGAAGCAUUCACAAUAUUUCUAGAAAAUCAAACCCAGAAAAAAACAAAACAAUAAGCAAACAUUAUCAAUCUUACUGUAGUCUCUUGUGCUAUGAAAUUUGCUGUUCUGAAUGUAAAUCUAAACAAAAAUAAAAACUGCAAAGAUUUUCUUCCUUAAAAUGUUUAUACUGUAUGGAAAUAAAUAAAAAGGUAGGAAAAUUUCAAACACCAGAAUGAUCCUUUAUAGACCAGAUCUUUUGCCAGGAUACUUGAAUCCAAACAGUAAAAUCAGAAAUGGCUGCCAAAGAAUACAUUCAGAUCUGCAAGUAAAAUUAUUUGCAUAGAAAGCCUUUCAGUAGCACUAUAAUCAAAGAAACAGGUCAGAUUUAUUAUUCUUUUCUAACUUUUUUAGGUAGACCUACAAUAGCAGCUAAACAAAGAAUCCUCCGAAGUAAAAAACAAAAGCAAAAAAUGGUAAGCUCAGAAGAAUCAGGAACAUUAAGAUUGCUUAUCCAUGAACUUGUGUGCAUCUACUGUUGCAAACACUCACCAGUCAUGAUUGUAUUACUUCAGAUGAUCGUAACUUUGUAAGUGGGACCACAGAUUGCUCUGCAAGUGUUAAUCACUUACACAUAGCUGUCGUAUGUUGCAUGGAGAAUGAGCGUAGUGGCCUCUACUUUUGAGCAUUCCCUCUCUGAAAGGCUAAAAUAAGACUUAAAAGUGUGAUACAAGUUGUAAGUAUUGUUAGUAAAUGGAUUGAAAGACACAUGGUGAACGAAUAAAUAACCCUGAUGAAAAUAAGGUCCCAUUCAGUCUAGAUUGACUAGAAAACAUUGGCACACAGUAGCUUGGACUUAUGGGGACUUCUUAUGAAGUCAGACAAGACUCUUAAAAGCUGUCAUUUGUUUCUUUAGAAACUAAUUAGUGUACAUCCAUUGUCUUUUUGGUCUCAGAAAGUUGUAAAAUGCCUAAGCUUUGAUGAGAAAACACUGAAUUAAUGAUUAAAACUCUUCUAUAUCA